Molecule: messenger RNA, 1287 nt
Organism: Racocetra persica
Lineage: Eukaryota; Fungi; Glomeromycota; Glomeromycetes; Diversisporales; Gigasporaceae
Source: the annotation of a GenBank genome assembly
AUGAAGCCAACCCGCCCACCGAAUUUGGAAGAAAAUUAUGUGAUUAUCGAGAAUGGAUCGUGGAGGAUAAAAGCGGGAAUUGGUGUUAGCGAUACCAACCAGAGCCCGUCAGUGGUUAUUCCUGCAGAAGUUGCCAAGCAGACUGAGAACGACUCGGAUAAACAAAAUAUUGAAAAUUUGGGUCGACAAGAGAUCUCUUCGACUUCUGAUAAUUCUGGUCCGAAUUCACCUGAUAAUACAACUUCGAAAUCGACUGCAAAAGAACAAACUUAUAUAUGUGGAUCCCAAUUAAGGGAACUCAAAGAAAGCUGUAACAUCGUAACAACUUUUCCAAUACAACGUGGUGUGAUCGUUAAUUGGGAAUACUUAGAAGCCUUAUGGCGUCAUGUUAUCUUGAAAGAAUUAAACAUCAAAAGAGCUCGUAACGAAUGUCCUGUGCUUAUUACAGUCCCCAACAGCUGGACAAAAGAACAUUUUGAACGAAUAGCUCAUAUUUUUUUCGAAACUUUUAAUGCUCCUGGACUUUAUAUUGCCAAUCAAGCCUUGAUGACUCUGUAUGGUAUCGGUUGUCUUAGCGGCCUUGUAAUUGAUGUUGGAUACGGUAAAACCGAAAUCACUCCAAUAAUUGAUUGCUCCAUCCAAUAUCAUGUAGCUUUGACGAUACCAAUUGCUGGUCAAGAUUUUGAUGAAUAUUUUCUUUCAUUGUUGCUAUCUGAUUCUCAAUUUUUAAUGGAGUAUGGUGAAACUCCAGAUAUUGAAUUCGCAAGAACACUCAAGGAAUCAGAUAAUAUUUGUGAGAUUCUUUCAGAUGGUGAUUCCAUAGAGGACAGACCAGAUAGAAUAGAAGCUGAAUAUAAUGGAAGGAAGUUUACAAUUGGUCCUGAACGUUUUCAAGUUGCCGAACCUAUUUUCAACCCUCUUUUAAUCAAUAAAGUAGGGGCUCUUUCUUUAUCUGAGGCUAUUUAUCAAGCAAUAUCUUAUUGCGAACCAGACAAACGAAAUAUAUUAUGGGAAAAUAUUGCUUUUACUGGUGGUUCAUCUUUACUUAAAGGCUUUAAAGAACGUCUUGAAAAAGAGUUAUCCGUAUAUCUUUAUGCUUCGGACAAUUCUGGCGAAUACCAAAUCAAAGAAGCAAGAUUUUUAAAAUUACCCGAGUAUUUUUCUACCCUUAAAGAUAGACCGGAAUUGGCUGGAUACUUGGGUGCUGUCAUUACAGCUAAACUUUCUUUUCCUGACCCUAAAGGUUUUAUUAAUAAAGUCGAUUACAAUGAGCAUGGACCAAGCGUG